AUGGCGGUCAAUGUGUCCGAUCGCGGCACCGUUGGCUGUGCGUACUAUGUUGCCAGGACCGAGACACUUCAUUUCAUGGAAGACGCCCAGCUUGGAGGAGCCGAUAUCGUUGACGCACUCAAGUUGUUCAUCGAUCCGACCGUCAUCCUGACAAGCACCAAAUGCAGUGAGGAAGCAAUUGAGCAUUUGGAUCCUGAGAUCCGGAAUCCGCAAGUCUCGGUUGACGGCCGCAGUGAUCAGACCAGAUUGCCCUACCUUUUGGAGUGCCGUGCGGGUGCAGAGUUCAGCUAUGACUCUGCCAGGAACAAGCUUGUCGGUCUGCGGAUCGGUCAGCAUGGCGGGCCUGCUGUUACUUAUGUUGUUCCUGGUGAUGUUCUCACGCAUGACGAUAACCUUGAAGACCAGGAAGGGGGCUCGACCGGUCGACAAGCACAGCUGUUACGCUUGUCAGGAUGGAUCAACCUCGAAAGCAGGUCGACUGUAGGAUGUGCUGGCGCCGUUCUCUCAUACAUCCAGAGGAGACGCUCGACGACAUAUCUUCCUGGCGAUCAUGAAUCUGAAAACUUGUUUCGAAUCAGCACGGUUGAGAUGUUCAGCUUGAGAGAUUCAAUGUUCAUCAACGCAGACGCCCUCUUAUCAUUACAGAUCAUGUCGACGGAGGCCCAUCCCAACGCACAGCAGCAAGGUCCAUCAGGCAACAAGAACAACUCUGGAGGCUCAAAAGAAGGACUUUCGGUAUAUGGUUUGUUUCAUCCUCUAGCAAAGACUCCGCAGGGAAGACACUUGCUGCGACAGUAUUUUCUGCGGCCCAGCACCAACCUCAACGUGAUAACUCAACGCCUCGAUACUUUGACUGUACUUGGAAAGCCCGAAAAUUCAGCUCUCCUCGAUCGUUUGACUGCCUCCCUGUCGAAUGUCCGGAACAUUCGGCUUGCUACAAUCUCUCUUCGAAAAGGGAUCAGUAGUGGUCUGAACAGAGACAAGGGAAUUUCAACGUCGGUUUGGUACAGUUUGCGGCAGUUCGUCUUCUCGGCUCUGCAAAUCAAAGAUGCUCUAGCAGAGAUUCACGGCGCCGAAAGACUGUCAAUUUGUGUCAAAUUCGCCGAGCAAUUCGAUAGCCGCCUACUCGCUGAAGUUGGACGGUCGAUCGCCGACGUGGUGAAUUUCGACGAGUCCAAGGUUGCGAAGCGCACUAUGGUAGUCACAGGGCUUAAUCAAGAUCUCGAUGAGGCCAGGCGCACUUACGCGGGCAUUGAGGAUAUGCUGUCAGAAGUCGCAACUCACAUCGCCCAACAGGUCCCCAACCAGUUCGUCUCUACGGUGAAUGUGAUAUCAUUUCCGCAGAUUGGCUUCCUGAUCUCCAUUGAGCAUGAUGAGGGGACGUUGUCGACCAGCUAUACCGGUCCUCAAGACGAUCCGUGGGAGCAGAUGUUCACCACCGAAUCUCAUUCGUACUUCAAGAACUCCAACAUGAUGGAGAUGGAUCAGGAAUUUGGCGAUAUUCAUGGCCGUAUACUGGAUAUGGAGAUUGAAAUCAUUCAGGAGUUGGGCCAACGCGUGCUUGAGUAUCAAGAUGUUCUCGACACAACGUCCGAUAUGUGCGGAGAGCUGGACAGCUUCGUUGCUCUGGUCCGUGGAGCUCAGCAAUACCACCUAGUCCGGCCUCAUAUGACCGAGGACAACAUCAUUGAGAUCAAGGGCGGGCGUCAUCCAUUGCAGGAGCUUACUGUUCCAAGUUAUGUACCGAACGACACCCGCCUCAUGGGGGGCCCAGGCGACGUGGCUAGCGACGGUCAGCCAAAUGAUACGCCAGUACACGAUGCACAUGGAUCUUACAACCGAGCAAUGCAGAAUGAUCGGAGCGUUCCAGCGCGCCUUGCCCCAAGCAUGAUCUUGCUCACCGGUCCCAAUUACUCAGGGAAGAGUGUCUAUCUGAAGCAGGUUGCAAUGAUAGUUUAUAUGGCGCAUGCCGGCAGUUUUGUGCCGUGUGAGAGAGCCAGGAUUGGAUUGACCGACAAGAUUCUGACCAGAAUCGCAACGAGGGAAAGCGUUUCGCGCAUUCAAAGUGCCUUCAUGAUCGAUCUCCAGCAAAUCUCCAUGGCACUGAGUCUCGCCACUCGUCGUAGUCUCCUCAUCAUUGAUGAGUUCGGCAAGGGAACUGAGUCGUACGACGGUGCCGGACUGGCAGCUGGAGUAUACGAACACCUCUUGUCCCGUGGCGCCGACUGUCCCAAAGUCCUAGGCGCCACUCAUUUUCACGAAAUUUWCGAAUCUGGGUUCCUUCCGCCCCGGCCUGCUCUGGGAUUUGCUCAUAUGGAAGUCAGACUUGACGAGAGCUCUGAAAAUGUCGACGAUCAGAUUACCUACCUCUACAACUAUCGCCCUGAACGUAGCACAUCUAGCUUCGGCACAAGCUGUGCAGCAAUGAAUGGAAUCGACAGACAGGUAGUGAAUCGGGCUGAUGACCUUAUUUUGCUUGCUGCCAGAGGAGAGGAUCUGGUUGAGAUAUGCGCCGAGCUGCCGGAGGGUGAGCUGCAAGAGUACACCAUGGCGGAAGACAUUGCUCGCGAGUUCCUCGCUCUGGACCUCUUUGAUGAGCCGCGUGGAUUGCUCGAUGAUCUGCUUGCGUUGACUUCGAGUGUUUCUUAG
Ramularia collo-cygni is the source of this 2649-nucleotide messenger RNA. Its product is annotated as related to DNA mismatch repair protein mutS. Gene Ontology annotation, cellular component: nucleus. Gene Ontology annotation, biological process: chiasma assembly; mismatch repair. Lineage: Eukaryota; Fungi; Ascomycota; Dothideomycetes; Mycosphaerellales; Mycosphaerellaceae. The record is from RefSeq and is a predicted model, not a curated record. The transcript is spliced from 2 exons. Gene Ontology annotation, molecular function: mismatched DNA binding; ATP-dependent DNA damage sensor activity; ATP binding. Bases 1 to 2649 code for a protein of 882 amino acids.